UUGAGAGCGGCGUAUCGGACAUUUGGAGUGUUUUUCACAUUUACUUUAUAUAAUCAACUUCUGCCGACAUGGGGAACAGCAAAAGUGGAGCACUUUCUAAGGAGAUUUUGGAGGAACUGCAAUUAAACACAAAAUAUAAACAAGAGGAACUAUGCACAUGGUAUCAAUCGUUUCUAAAAGAAUGUCCCACGGGGAGGAUCUCGAAACAACAAUUCGAAGGCAUUUAUUCAAAGUUUUUCCCAGACGCCGAUCCAAAAGCAUAUGCCCAGCAUGUUUUUAGAAGCUUUGAUUCCAAUAAUGAUGGCACCUUGGACUUUAAGGAAUACAUGAUCGCUCUUCACAUGACUUCGUCAGGGAAAGCAAACCAAAAACUGGAAUGGGCAUUUUGUUUAUACGAUGUUGAUGGCAACGGGACAAUCAGCAAACCAGAAGUACUUGAAAUAAUUACGGCAAUAUUCAAAAUGAUAAAUAUAGAAGACCAGAAGCAUUUGCCAGAGGAUGAAAGCACUCCAGAGAAGAGGACAAAUAAAAUAUGGGACUUCUUCGGAAAAAAGGACCACGAUAAGCUCACUGAAGGGGAAUUCAUUCAAGGAAUUAUGAAUAAUAAAGAAAUCCUCCGCUUGAUUCAGUUUGAACCCCAGAAAGUGAAGGAGCGACUAAAAGAGAAGAAGCACUAAGGGUGUCCAUAGCCCACCAAUCUCUUAAGACUUUGAUACCUUCAUCAAUCAGAUCUUUGAAGAUUCCAGCAAUAUGUGAACUGAUCGGAAACACGUGUUGCCCUUAACACAUUCACUCAACACAUUAACACUUGUGUUAUGUACUGUUGUGCUCUCUUAUUGUAUAAUUAGGCUAAUAAUCCCUAGAUUAUAGCUGAAGCCUUCUUAGGCACUCAAGGGCAUAUGCUAUAAUCUGACGAACCAGGCCUCCAAAAUAAUUUUGAUGUGUCCCUGGCUGGGUAAAUGGAGCUACUGGCUCAAAGGUUAAAAGCAUACUGCACUGUUUAGGACGUUUCCAUUUAAUUUUGUUUAUAGCUACAUAGUGAUUUAUUUCGGAGGAAAAAAUAAAUACGUCCAAGGCCAUCGGGAUCAUCCUUUCAGAACUCGUUCGUGCUGCUUUUGAUCCAAAAGAAGGCAAAAAAAAUAAAAUAAAAACAACAAUAAUAAAACAAUAAAAUCCCACAAUGAAGAUAUUUUCAAGCAUGCCCCAACUCUGGAAAUAAAAUCAGAUUUCUCCUGGGAUUAAAAUUUUUUUUUUAUUAAUAUUUAUAUAAUAAUAACCAUUUUGUGCUUUGCUACAAAAGAACAUGACCAUUGGGUUUGACAGCACAACCUCUCUAGAUAGUGAAUUCCAUAUAUUUAGCGUUCGCAUUGUGAAUAAUCAUUUUUGCUUUAGUCGGUGAGAUCUCCUUCCAUAGGGUUCCAUAGGGUUUCCAAGAAUGUUAUUUACCAAAAUCGUAUAUUGUUACAAACACCCCAGGGAACUAUAUAUUUUCAGGCUAAAGUGGCCACAGAGGAAACAAUUUUCAAGGAAUCUAUCUUUUCAGCUCAGUUUUCUUGGCCUUAAAAUUCUUAAAAUUACCAAAUCCCUGGUGAACAUCUCACGUUUUGCAUUCCUUGUACAAUCCUGUUGAUUAUUGGUCUCCACAAACCUGCUUAUAUUGGCUAUGUGCAUAUUUGCAUAAUGUUACCACAUGCCAACUGUGACGUCUAAUUCUAGUGUAAAUAAAUGCAGAUUUUCUAGCCAUUCAUAAAUGGAUAUAUUUAAUUUCGUUUGCAUUCCGCCAGCCGUCAGGUAUUUUUUCGAAUAUAAAUCACGUGGCUAUACCAAUCCUUGAGUUAAAUAUUACACCAGUAUUAAAAAUUGAGUUUUCGUGCGAGGUGCUGAAGCCUAAAAAAGAGCCACAUACACUAAACAAAAAGUAAUUUCUACAGAUAUGUACAAAAAAAGUUAGAAAAACAUAUUGCAGUUUAUUAUUUAAAGGGACGCUAUAAACAACAUUGAGAUGACGUUGUCUCUAUGCAGUGCCCCUAGUUUUUAUAACCCCAAUGUAAAACAUUGACAUUUUAGCAAAACAGCUUUGCUUAUAUUGCGGGGCUAAACAUACCCCUAGUGGCUGUUAAAAUGACAGACACUGGAUGGUACUUCUGUAGGGAGAACAAAGUCAGACUCUGAAGAGCAUGGAGCUUGCUGCCAUUUAAUUCUCGGCCACAAUGCUGCUUCUCUACGACAAACAUAUGACUUGAGAGGAAGUCGAAAAGGAGAGAGAAAACAAAACGGGAGGCAGGGUGGCAGCUGUGCAGAUUGAGUCACAGUGCAGUUCAUAAUCCUGCCUACAGGUGAUAUAAGGCACCCGGCAGGGCCAGGUAAAAAGACAAACGAUCAUAAAACCAUUUGCCCCAUUACUGGGAAAUGGCGCCAGGAUACUCCUACCAUCCUGAUCACAGCAGAGGCCAGUAGUGCAUAUGAUGUUUGGAGUAACCCUUUAAAGGAAACCAAACGUGUUCUUGGAGUACUACAUGUCUCCUUUGUUAAAAUUCUUUGGUAUUUGGUAAAAUCAAACUUAGAAGGACUUUCACCCAUCUAGCUCUCUUCUGGACGGGCCGCCAGUGGAAGAAAUAUGACCGAAAGACUUGUGUUAAAAAUGGCAGGACAAAUCUCAGGAGUCUCCAAGUGUGUGUAAUUAAAUUUCACUUUGGGGUUGACUCACCUUACCUAAUGAUGGAGGUUUAAAA
Molecule: messenger RNA, 2732 nt
Organism: Pelobates fuscus (common spadefoot toad)
Lineage: Eukaryota; Metazoa; Chordata; Amphibia; Anura; Pelobatidae
Gene: RCVRN
Product: recoverin
Exons: 3
Coding region: 69-677 (202 amino acids)
Molecular function (GO): calcium ion binding
Source: RefSeq, a predicted model, not a curated record